Pieris macdunnoughi is the source of this 978-nucleotide messenger RNA. NCBI's taxonomy places the organism in Eukaryota, Metazoa, Arthropoda, Insecta, Lepidoptera, Pieridae. The record is from the annotation of a GenBank genome assembly.
AUGAGCGAGAAUUACGAGUGUAUUCUACCAGAAUAUAAGUGUGUGCUUGGGUUGAGAGAUAUACAACUCAGUGUCCCAGAAGCAGUGGGCGUGGGUUCCAGUGCCAUCCUAGGAUGUCGUUGGGCACUUGACACGGGGGAAGCUCUAUACACAGUCAAAUGGUACCAUGGUGCGCAAGAGUUCUUUCGCUUUGUGCCUAAAGAGCUUCCAAAUACCAGGGUCUUUUCACAAACGGGAAUCAGUGUUGAUAUAUCAAGAUCAGGAGCCCAGCAGGUUGUGCUACGAGGGGCCACAAGAGGACUCAGUGGGCGGUACCGAUGCGAGGUCUCCGCAGACGCACCGUUUUUUCAUACCGUGUACAAAAGCGCAUAUAUGCGAGUUGUAGAGUUGCCGGACUCGCAGCCAAUAGUUCGAGCACAAAAGAGUUGGUACUCCAUUGGGGAUAUGUUACGUGCGAAUUGCACGUCUCCUGCGGCUGAUCCGCCCGCUAACCUCACCUGGCUUCUAAAUGGUUAUGAGGUGAAAGGGCUAGAUAUACCACCACCCGAUGCAUACCGGAAGCAAGUUAUAAGCGACGCUUCGUUAGAAGAUGCAAAUAGAAUUAUAUUCAGCCCUUGGGAUACAGGCGAGGAGUCAGUUACGGUUGACGUACGCAUAGAUGAUAUAUACGAAGGCACUACCCGUGCAACUAGAUACGAAAAUAAGACAAAUAGUGAGGAAGAGAAGUCUAAUAGGACGUCGUCUUUCAGUCAACUUAUAAUCAGAGUGCAAUCGUCACACUUUCAAAAGGGUCGUUUAAACGUGACGUGUGUGGCACGCAUUCUGUCUGUAUGGACCAACAGUGGAAUACUCAUUUUGGAUGAGGAGCGACCACAGAUUGCACCCGUAAUGGGAAGCCGGGACUCCAAUUCUGGACAAACGGAACUUAUUUCGAGCGCCUCUAUACAAGCAAUCUGUUUAAUACUUUUAUACCGGUAA